Molecule: messenger RNA, 631 nt
Organism: Triticum urartu
Lineage: Eukaryota; Viridiplantae; Streptophyta; Magnoliopsida; Poales; Poaceae
Product: NADH-ubiquinone oxidoreductase B8 subunit
Cellular component (GO): respiratory chain complex I
Source: RefSeq, a predicted model, not a curated record
GGCCAUACACCGUUUUCCGGAUCGGACGGCGUGAAUGUGAAUCCAACGAGACAGCCGCAGCUGGGCAGUUCGUUCGUUCCCCAGCAGAGGAAGAUACAACCCAGGGAGAGAAGAGAAGGGGUCCGAGAAGAGAGGAGAAGAGAAGAGAAUCCAAGGAACGAGCCGGCGGCGAUGGCGUGGCGGGCGAGCCUAUCCCGGAACGUGAAGGAGAUCCGCUUCCUCUUCUGCCAGUCUUCCCCUGCCAGCGGCCCCGCCCGGGAGUUCGUGAAGAAGAACUACGGUGACAUCAAGACCCGCAACCCCACCCUCCCCGUCCUCAUCCGCGAGUGCUCCGGCGUCCAGCCUCAGCUCUGGGCGCGCUACGAUAUGGGCGUGGAGAGGUGCGUGCGCUUGGACGGCUUGACAGAAGCCCAGAUCGACAAGAAGUUGGAGGAGCUAGCCAAGGCAGGAGUUGCGUAAAGCUAAAAACUGUCAGGCUAGCCAAGUUUUCUUGCGUUAAAUCUUCACAAAUAAGAGAAAAGUUAACAUGGGAUGUUACGUUAUCUUGAUUUCAGUACCAUGACUGUACUCAAGUGUUGAAUUUGUACAACUGAUUGCUGAGAAAGUAACUAUUUUUCCUAUCGUUCUUCAA